Messenger RNA from Plenodomus lingam JN3, 582 nucleotides. Lineage: Eukaryota; Fungi; Ascomycota; Dothideomycetes; Pleosporales; Leptosphaeriaceae. The record is from RefSeq and is a predicted model, not a curated record.
AUGUCCGGCGGCCGAAUCCUCCCAGGCACACAAGGCUUCCCUUCUCUUUUCGACACCUCAACUUCACGCCCACACACAGAGACACAGAGACACACAGACACACAGACACACACCGCAACUUCCUCUCCACCUCCCCUUUGCGAGCAUGACGAUCAACGUCUGGCCAAAUGGUUCACCACCCUCGCCCCCAAAGACAAGGCCAAAAUCGUCAAAGAUGUCUCCCAGCUCGUUCUCGCGCGCCGCACGCGCAUGUGCAAUUUCCUCGAAUAUAAAGAUACCAAGAUCGUCUACCGCCGGUACGCCUCGCUCUUCUUCAUUGCCGGCUGCGACUCGACCGACAAUGAGCUCAUCACGCUCGAGAUAGUCCAUCGCUAUGUCGAGCAGAUGGACAAGUACUACGGCAACGUGUGCGAGCUCGACAUCAUCUUCAACUUCCAAAAGGCCUACUUCAUCCUCGACGAGCUCCUUCUGGCCGGCGAAAUGCAGGAGAGCAGCAAGAAGAACGUGCUGCGAUGUAUAGGACAGCAGGACAGCCUCGAGGAUAUGGAGGCCGAGGACGACAUCAUCACUAAGAUCAUGUGA